Messenger RNA from Cydia fagiglandana, 4397 nucleotides. RefSeq names its product E3 ubiquitin-protein ligase RNF144A. Gene Ontology annotation, cellular component: ubiquitin ligase complex; cytoplasm. The transcript is spliced from 12 exons. Bases 506 to 2371 code for a protein of 621 amino acids. Gene Ontology annotation, biological process: protein polyubiquitination; ubiquitin-dependent protein catabolic process; positive regulation of proteasomal ubiquitin-dependent protein catabolic process. The record is from RefSeq and is a predicted model, not a curated record. Gene Ontology annotation, molecular function: ubiquitin conjugating enzyme binding; zinc ion binding; ubiquitin protein ligase activity. Lineage: Eukaryota; Metazoa; Arthropoda; Insecta; Lepidoptera; Tortricidae.
AUCAGCACGGCACUCCGCUCGUCCAGCACCAGCAGUUUUCGAUAAAAUUCGGUUGCGUGAUAAGCUUACGUGUGUGAAAACAUUAAAUUUAUUUUACUCUCUUGAUCACGUAAAACGUGUUAUUCGAUUGAAUUAUCCCGUGUAUCCGCGAGCGAUCAAGUGUAGUCACAAUAACGGGUGUGGAUCGUGAAUAUUUUAUUAGAUUCUAGAAAAAAGUAUUUGAUUUGACAUCUAGCAUUUCGCAAGUUUGACAAAGCUGUUUAUUUGUGUAUGCCGUGAUUGUCGUGUGUAAAUUCGGAGAUAUUGAGUGUUGUAUUAGUGCGUUGGUCGAUAGCAGGUGAUGUGGUGAACGUAGUGUCUGUUUUUGUGAAGUUUGUUUGGAAUCGUGAUGUGUUUGUGCCUGCGCCCAGCUCGCUCGACCAUGGUGCGGAAGGGAGAUAGACAAAUCAGCUUUUCCUCAUAAUGGGGUAUUCCUCACCGCGGCCGCGUCGUACCGCCGCCCACCAUGCUGCGCCCGGAGUCGCCCCUCGCUGACCACCGCAGCCUCCUGCCGCGCCGCCUCCUCCCCGUCAAGGCCCAAAUAGCCCCCGCCGACAAGCGCAAGAACCGACGCUCCCUCGAACUCAACCCACCCACCGACUACGAGUACCCUAAGCUCCUCAUCUCCAAAACUACCGACUCACUCAACAUAGCGAAAAAGCAAGAAUCCGCUGAUAGCUUGAAGCGACUCUUAAAAGACGAUAAGAAGAAAGUCGUUAAACAGGAUUCCACCGAGAGUCUUAAGAAAGCAUUCUUAAGCAGACAAGACUCUAAUGAUAGUAAGAAGGAGCCUAAGCGACCGAAGCAGGAUGUCAAGCCUGAAGUCAAACGGGGAAGCGAUAAAAAGGCUUUACUCGAAACAGACAAUUUUGAGGAGACUUGCAAAAGACUAUACGAACGGAGGACAGGCGCCGCUCGUCCGACUUUACCCCCCGUAGCUGAGAAAGGGCUCGAAUCUCCAGAAUCUCCAAACAGGAGUCCAUUAACUCCUGGAGUGGCUGCGAUUGCCGAGGGCGUAGUUCGGUGGGGAAGUGGCUUGCUUUCUCCCAAAGAAGAGCCUAGGUUGAGGACGGCUAGGAGCUGGUAUGGAUAUGGGACGCUGCCGACUGAUAGCGAAAAGUUGGGAGCAGGCGCGACGGGCCCCGGAGCUAGGGCGCUAGAACUGAUCCUCAGCGGAGGCCUAAAGUCUCUGGCGAGGCCCGCCCGGCCUGUCCGCAGGGCUGCGUCGCGGGACUCAGUGCUGUCGCAGCCGCAGCCGCUACUUGAAGGUCUCCGCAAAUGCUCGACAGUGCUCGCGCUCACCGACCGCGAGAAGGUCACCGAGCCGAUCCGCGCCCACAACCGCCUUCGAGCGCCCUCCGUCUGCUCCCGAUGCUCCUCGCUCCUGUCCCUGGCUGGCGCCGGAUCCAGGUAUUCUUUGGACGGCGCCGGCGGGGGCUUCGUACCAGCCGCUCCGGUCAACUGCAAGCUUUGUUUGGAAGACGCCGCUCCCGACAAGGUGACCGUCAUCGGCGGCUGCGGAUGCGCGUACUGCACUAAGUGCAUGAAAGCGUACGUGGAGUUCGAAGUGUGCAACGGGGCUUACGAAGUGUCGUGUCCGGACGCUCGGUGCCGGGCGGGCGCUGCGCUGGCCCUCGAAGAGAUCUCGCAACUGGUGGACGCCAGCGUCAUGGAGAAGCAUCUCAAGUUCAGGCUUAACCAUGAAGUGGCGAUGGACGCUAACCGCGCGUUCUGUCCCCGCGUCGGCUGCGACACCGUCGUAUCGCUGCGCGCCGCCAGCCCAGCGCACUGCCCGACCUGCCGGCAUGAUUUUUGCUCGCAGUGCAACCAGGAGUGGCACGGCAGCAUGUCGUGCGAGGCGGCAGCGGCGUCUUCCUCCAUGGCCGGCGCCGGCGCCCCGCUCCUGCCCGACUCGGAGCUCAUCAAACUCUGCCCGAUGUGCCGCGUCCCUAUCGAGAAGGACGAGGGCUGCGCGCAGAUGAUGUGCAAGCGGUGCAAGCAUGUGUUCUGCUGGUACUGCCUCGCGUCGCUCGAUGAUGACUUCCUGCUCCGCCACUACGACAAGGGGCCGUGUAAGAACAAGCUGGGACACUCGCGUGCCUCCGUGUUGUGGCACAGAGCACAGGUGGUGGGCAUAUUCGCCGGGUUCGGGCUCCUCCUGCUGGUCGCCAGCCCGCUGCUGCUGCUGGCAGCGCCCUGCAUCGUCUGCUGCAAGUGCAGAUUAUGCAACCCCAGCACGAAAAACCUCGAAGAAGUCGACGAAAUUGAGAGCAUAAGUCCCGGACGCGAAGACGACGACGAAAUAACUCGCGCCCGGUACCUCUCCGACUGACGCAAGAAGCGCUCCAAGGAGGGCUCCGGCCGGUGGUAGGCCAGGGGCUGGGGACUCUGUGAGGUGAGCUGUCAAUGGUCAAACGUAGAAGAGGGAAACAGUGAUUGGUCAAACGUAGAAGAAGUGAAAAGUGAUUGGCUAAACGGAUCCUGGAAGUUGGAGGAGAAUUUUGACUAGACUGUUAAUUGCCGAUGGAUUUUUGUUGUGAGAAAUUUUGGUCAUCUUCGAUUAUGCAGGAAGGAAGAAAAAUCUAUUGACUUGUGUAAAUAGGUUUGAGCCAACACUAAUAAGAAUCUGGUCCAGCGGAGGUAAUCUUCAAAGGAAGAAUGGCCAUAAAUCCUACACAAGGACCUUUCAAUUCAAUCUUUCUGUAGGUUGAUUUAAGUACCUACUUAGUUUUGACGGACAACCACUGAGUGUUGACAAAUGACGGGCUGAAUGAGUCAAGAUUUUAUGAAGGGGCCCACAGAUUACCAGUUCGCCGGACGAUAUCAGCCUGUCAAUUGUUAGGAGCUGUCAAAUUUUGCUUUUAACUGACAGGCCGAUAUCGUCCGGCGGAUUGAUAAACAGUGGGCCCCUUAUCAGGGUGUUGAUUAUUUUUCACGAACACAUAAUCUUGUUCGAACGUUCAGCCAUUGACAUUCGUGUAGAGAUUUUUGCCAAGCGAAUACCGGCGCCGUAAACUGAACACUAUGAUUAUUGUAUAAAUACUUACUAGAUUCUGGCCAAGGUUAUGUAUGUGACAUUGACUUCUGAUUGCAGCAGACUCAGAAAACGAAAUUGGAGGCAUAAUAAAGCCGUACAUAUUAAAAUCUAUUCAAAGAAGAGCUUAAAAGGAUAGUUGCUUCAAAUUUCGUUUUUUAGUUUUGCUCAGGGAUUAAGUAUUUGUAAAGAACUGUGUUCAGUCGACGCCAAAGAUAUAUGUUUGCCUUUUUCGCCUUAUUACAAAGGAGUAAGGUGCAAAAGUGUAUACAUAUAUUUGACGUCGACUGUUCAAGCCACUAUUGUAUUUACCUAAUGUUGCAUGUUUGUACAUCGCUGUUUUUUGUGAUUACUGACGAUGGACUAAGAAAUCCUGACCGUAAAUAAAAACUGUCAGUUCAAGGUCGUUUUUUCAAUUGAAAGUUGUGUAAUUUGUAUGACUUCUUGACUUGGCUUGUAACAACUAAAGCCUUAUUUUGAUCUCUGAUUGGUAUUUGGACUUUUGGCAGAUUGUAAUGAAUAUACCUACAUUUUGUGGCAGUAAAGAUUUUUAUAAAUGUACUGCCUAUAUGUACUUUAAAACAGCUUAUAGCUCACAUAUUGAUUUGAAGCUUAUUUUAUUUGUUUGGGGUUGGAUGGGGUAAAGAGACUGAUAUCAACGGAUGUGUACCUAUUCGAGUGCCAAUGUUUUUCUUUCCGAUUUCCACUAAUGCCAAUUUAUUUACGCUUUUCGCCAACUUUUGGUCCUUUCGACUGCGUCAAUUAUAUUGACAGAAAACGUUAACUUGUUAUGUUGACAAUGUAAUUUAUGUAGCGGUGAAGAGAAUUUGAUAAAUGGCGAUAGCACAAUUUUAAAUUUGCGCCAAAAUUCUUUAAAAACAAUUAAAAAAUGGUACACUUAUUUUAGAAAAUAUAAUAAAAUGCACCUGUUUUCUUUACUUUUGAAUAGUCAGCAGCUGAAGUUGCUAAGCGGGCGAAGUGUUCAAAAUGAACUGAACAUAAGGUAAGAGAACAUAGCGUGUGUUGGUAAUUUCGAACAUUUCAACCCAUUUAGCUACUUCUGAUGUACCUGUAUAAUUAAUAUACUUAAUGUCUUCGACAACGAAUCUUUAAAGGAUUUUGGAAGUUUCUCGAACGAUUUAAAUUAAAGAUCAUGGGCUUGUACCAUGAUUUUUCAACCAUUGAGCUGCUGUCAUCUAAAGAUGGCAUGCUCGAAUAUAAUGUAAUUUAGGCAUGGAUGUUAAAAGUGGAACUUAAAAUAUUAACCAGGUAAUGAUGGAUAUUUAUAUGUAUAUUUUUUAUAAAAUAUAGUAUGCAAAGCGUA